Mytilus californianus (California mussel) is the source of this 2611-nucleotide messenger RNA. RefSeq lists its product as uncharacterized. NCBI's taxonomy places the organism in Eukaryota, Metazoa, Mollusca, Bivalvia, Mytilida, Mytilidae. Bases 25 to 714 code for a protein of 229 amino acids. The record is from RefSeq and is a predicted model, not a curated record. The transcript is spliced from 4 exons.
GACAGUUAAAUCUAACAUUAUAACAUGGAGGUAAAUAGGGACGAACGAAAUUCGAAAGGCAAUAGCAAAAACUGUAUCUUUCUACCGUUCGUUCUACUUGUAUUAGUUGGGGGAGGUUUUUCUUUGGAGUUAAUAGGAUUUUUGAAGCUAGAUCCUUUCAACCAAAAAACGGAUACAUCAGAUCUUUGUAGAGUACUCCCCUCUAGCGAUUCUUGUACUUUUAAGUUAGAAAAUGAAGAUGGUUUCCCAAAUUCAACGAGAAGUAUGGGAGAAUAUGCUUUUGAAUUCUUUUACUAUACACAAGCAAUAUGUGUCUUCUUCCAGUUCAUCAUAGUCAUCUUUCUGCUUCCACAUAGCGUUUGUUGUUUUCACAUAUUUUUUUCUUGGUGUACAACGUGUACAGUCAGCAAAAUUUUCCUAGGAUUAUGCUUUAGUGACUGUUUCCGUUGGGUAUGGAUAUUGUUAGAAGGAUUCGUAGUAGGAGUGUUGUGCAUUAUAAGUUGUUCAGUUCUUAGAUUGUAUUUAUCACCACGUGACAUAAGACAGAUCGAUGGAUAUUUUUAUUGCAUUUCCAGUGGAAUAUUAGGAUUAAUGAAGUUUGUAGGAUAUAUUGUGUAUCUCAAGAAAGUGGGAUUAUCCUCAGAUGGUUACUUCUAUGGAUGCGACUCACGAAUUUCAGAUAUCGAUAUCGACAAGAAAGUGGGAUUACCGUAAGAUGGUUACUUCUAUGGAUGCGACUCAACAAUUUCAGAUAUCGACAAGAAAGUGGAAACAACAAAAUAUAAAAAAUUCAACCGGAUGUACUGUCGAAAAGUCACACGAGACUGUAUAUAGUAUAAGAUAUCUUUAAAACCAUUUUAUGUAAUAUGGUGUAUAGCGACCACAAAUGACAUGUUGUUACUGUAUAUAUAAAACAUUUAUUAUAAGCAAAAAGGAUACACAUAUAACAUUAAUUUAACAAAAUGACGAUUGAAAAUGACGUAAAAAAUAAUACAAAAGCAUCAUUUAGUUAAAGAAAACUAGGAUUUUGUAAACACAGUUUUUCAAGAAAUGUGUACCCUUUCACUGGUGUACGAAUUCCGGUAGAAGGAAUUACUACAAUUUGAUGUCAAAAGUCUAAGUGUACGCUUACCAUGGGAUAUUUGAUGAGGUAACUGUCGUGUGUUUACGAUACUAACACUAUAAAUAAAAUGUGGUAUUACUGCCAAUGAGAAAAGUGGACUCACCACCAGAGACGAAAUGAUUUAGAAGUUAACAACUAUCUGUCACAGUUCGGCCUUCAACAAUGACCAAAACCAACACCGUACAUUAAGUUAUAAAAGGCCCCGAAAUGAUAAAUGUAUAACAAUGCAAACAAGAAAACUAAUGGCCAGUGAAAGAAUAACAAACAUGAUAUACAGCAACAAACGACAACCACCGAAUUAUAGGCUCUUGGUUUGGGACAGGCACACACAGAAGAGUUUACCUCAUCAGAUCGAUACAAAGCACAUAAAAAUCACAAAAGACACAGAGAAGAGGACAGAUCAUAGAGUACUCGCAUUUAUUAAGGGCUAGUUCAAAACCAAUAACAAUUAACUAACAAAAAAAAAAUCGUGAAUCUAAGACUAAAAUAUCAAUCAGUUGAAAUCCAACAUCCAAUUGAUUUAGUGUAAAUACAAAAAUAAACAUGACCUUGUGCAAUACAAAAAUAUAGGUAUCGACUAAUUGUAAGACCGUGAAUGUACACAUGUUUAUAACAAUAUCUAUACCAAUAAGAAUAAACAGUCAAUAUAUACCCUCCUUUUUAGAUUUAUUCAUACAUUUUUGUAUUAUUCAAAAUUAUCAGUCAAAAUGUGUUCUACAAGGAUCACAUGUCCUUCACCCACCUUUCAUUAAAUUGGCAAAAGAUAUUUUAAAUAGUUUGAUAUUUUCACCUUUAGUAGGAACUGUUUUGUUUUGAAUAUGUACUCCUUCCUAGUAUGUUCUUUUUGACCGGGCCUGAUUUGGUGGUGUUACAUCUUACAAAGUCUACCCGACUUAUUUUGCAAAGAUCUCCGCUCAAACGGAUUCCAUAGGGUCGUUUUAAACUUGCAGUGAGGUGAGAGCUUAUUGCUACGUGUUGAAGGCCUCACAGUGACUUCGAGAUGAAGAACAACACUAAACGCGGUUUUCCUUUGCUUUUUGUGUGUUGUUUUGCAGUUCAUGUAUUGAUUUGUGUCAUGGCUUUUUUACUUUGUCUGUGGACACACGUGAAAGGUAAGACCUACGUUUCGUUUAGUCUUUGAAGAUAGAUUAAUAUGAAAAUAAGAAGAUAUGGUAUGAUUGCUAAUGAGACAACUCUCCACAUAAGAGACAGAUGACAUAGAAGUAAACAACUAUAGGUCACCGUAAGCAUGCAUAUUUGUUCAAAGGGCCAUCACGUUAAUUGUUUUCUUAAGACUGUGUCAUAUUAACCAAUUCAGUUAGAGCAUCCAAUUGAAGGUCUUUUUAUAAAUAAGUAAUGUUAACUUAUGAAAUGUCAAUAUUGCAUAAAACAUUAAUAUAUUUCAAGUAUCUAAUGACUUGCUUUCAUUACAAUGUAACCCAUUAUAUAUUUUUAUUAAAAUUCAUUCAUAAAUUAUUUUACAAAUCA